AUGUAUCAGCAACAAUAUGAAAUAUUUAUGGAUAAUAUUUUUGAACCACCACCAGAUUAUAGAAGAAUGAAUACAGCAGCACUAUCAUCCCCUACUUAUGAUAGUAGUAAUACAUCAAUAGAGAAUGACGUUAUUCCUCAGCAUCCUUCUCGGUCGCCUCUUCAUCAUCAACCUUCAUUAACUGAGAUAGUUUAUGAAGACUUGAACCGAAAUAAUGACAUGAAUGAAGUUGAAGGCAAUGAGAGUAUUUAUUAUGAGACUACUAUGUCUACAAUUAAUAAUGAUACAAGUCAAAUAGAUAGCUGUAGUAUUGCUACCUCGUCUUUAUUUACCGCCAUUGAUGAAUCAGACGAUAAUGACGAAAAUGAACAUGAUAGUUCAUCUAAUAAUAGUGACGCCUCUACUACAACGACCGAGAAACCUAUAAAAUUAUCAAACAUUAAUGAAUUAAUGAAAGACUUAAAUAUUCAACAUGAUGAAUGGGAAGAUUAUAGACCAAAGUAUAAAGCAUUAAAUGAUUCAUAUAUCAAUACAAAACAUGAAAUUUACAAAGAAAUAUAUACUACAAUGCAAAAAAUACAUGAAUUAGACGAUGACUUUAGUAACGUCAAAUUAAAAGUAUUUCAAUUCAAUAUGUUAGAAAAAGAUUAUAAAGAAAUGACGAGACGACUAUUAUAUCAAUGUCAAGAAUUAAUAAAACAAAAAGAAGCAUAUAAAAACGAUCAUUUGAUUACAACACUAAGAAAAAAAAGUCAACAACAGAAUAAUAAUGAAAAAAUAAGAUUAAAUAUUGGUGGAAAUGUAUUUGAGACAUCUUUAAGUACGUUACAACGUGACAGAAAUAGUUUAUUGGCUGCUAUGUUUUCAGGUAGGCAUCCAAAUAUGAUGUCAUCUUUGGAGGAUGAUGGAUCCUAUUUUAUAGAUCGAGAUCCUUCCCAUUUUCGAUUUAUAUUAAAUUAUUUAAGAGAUUUAAGGAUUCCACCUACUAUUUUACAAGAUUUAAAGAUUCGUCAAGAACUAUUACAAGAAGCAAAAUAUUAUCGAAUAGAAGGACUUCAAAAUAAUAAUUAUAGAAAUAAAGUAACUAUUGAUGAGAAUCAUGGUUAUGGAUUUUCUGUUAAGUAUUUUGAUAAUUAUAAAGUAGUUGAAAAUUUAAUUACCAAUGAAAAAUAUGCGCUUGUUUGCUGUAAUCAGUCAUUAUCCAAUUUUACAUUUUCGGGAUAUCAUGCAGUUGUAAAUACACCAUUGAAUUAUAUUGGAGUUGAAAAUGAAUUAGAAGUUUUACCCUUUUUUGAGCUUUUAGGUAUAAGUGAUAAAGUUAAAUUAAUUAAUCCAAGUGCAAAUAUAACAUCACCUUGUUUUAAUGGAAUUAAUUCAACGACAAUAACACCCGUCGAGGCUAUUUUCACAACCAAGUCAACAACUACAGUAGGUGGUCUACCACACUAUAUUAGUAUUUCCUCUGCAACCAGUGAAAACUUGACGCCUAUUCAGCAAUCAGCUUGGAUUCUAUUUAUCGCACACUUUUUUGAAAUUGAACAACGUGGAUUAGAUAUUUUUACUUCAAUUUCAGAUAAAUAUCAAUGCCAUCAGUCUAAUUUGAAGAAGGCAGGUACAAAAAAGAUUGCAUGGACUACAUAUGAUGUUAUAAAGAAAGUUUGGACAUUGAAUUAUGAUUUAUAUACAAGCAAAUUAAUUCAAGAUGCAGGAUUUGAACUUAUUGGAGUUAAUAAAAGGACAACCAGCUUUCAAAAUAUAACCUUAUUUCAUAACCAGCUUCAAAAUGUAGAAUAUAUUAUUGAUAAUACGGAUUUUUUGAAAUCAGAAAUUUCUUAUGCUGACUGGCUUUCUGCUAUCGAAUUGACACCUAACUCAAAUAAGUAUGACUUUUUGACUUUACAGAACGUAUACCGUACAGAUAAUUUGAUUAGUGCAUCAGGAUUUUCAGAUUGGUCUAUUCGUCAUCAUGCACGAGCGGAUCUUGCUCUAGCAGAUAUAAUACAUAUGGUUUAUAGUACUUAUGAACCUAGUUAUAAUAUGACUUGGCUUCGUGCAUUUGCACAAGCUGAUGGUCCUAAGUUUAUUACAAAUGAAAGUUAUCCUAGUUGUAGCGCAACAAGUCAAAUGGAGCGAUUAAAUUUAAAUAGGUGCACUUUACAACCCUUUCAACCAAAUAAAACAAACAACGAUGAAAUAAUAUUAGAGAAUCAAGAAGGAGGAAGUAAGAAUAGUAGUCUAUUAUCAUCCACAAGCAGUAAAGUGGGUGUAGCGAUUGGUGUUGUAGUAGGAAUAACAGCUAUUGGCGUGAUCAGUUUUUUUGCAUAUCAAAAACGAAGAGUAAAUAGAUUGAAGGGAAAGCAGGAAGGACGAUUUUAUAAAAUGAACGAUAUUGGUUCUUCACCCUAA
Messenger RNA from Cokeromyces recurvatus, 2406 nucleotides. RefSeq lists its product as uncharacterized. The coding region runs from base 1 to 2406 and encodes 801 amino acids. Gene Ontology annotation, biological process: protein homooligomerization. The transcript is spliced from 14 exons. The record is from RefSeq and is a predicted model, not a curated record. Lineage: Eukaryota; Fungi; Mucoromycota; Mucoromycetes; Mucorales; Mucoraceae. Gene Ontology annotation, molecular function: protein binding.